Molecule: messenger RNA, 519 nt
Organism: Verticillium dahliae VdLs.17
Lineage: Eukaryota; Fungi; Ascomycota; Sordariomycetes; Glomerellales; Plectosphaerellaceae
Exons: 2
Coding region: 1-519 (172 amino acids)
Source: RefSeq, a predicted model, not a curated record
AUGUCUGCUGUCUAUCACUAUCUUUAUUUCCUCAUAGUCACCAAGUUGCUCAUCACAAUCCCAGACAUCACGGCACUGGCGUUCCUUCUAGGCGCCAUGAGUGCACUCGCUUCUCCUCUGUCCGGAACUGGUGCCACCGACAACGCUCUAACCCAAGCUCAUCACGACAACCCUAAUGCCUUUUCUAUUCGCUCUGCCGAAACUGAGACCGCUGAACCUGUCGCAUCCCCCGACAUCAUCGACCUGAAGCCCGCCGCCGGCGAGCUCUCCUCCAACACCAAUAACGGCGCCUCGGCCGCUCUCGAUGUCGAAGACAAAGAUUCCAACUGUUCAAUCUACUGCAACCUGUUUGCUCAUAUCAUCCGCUGCCUGCAGUCUCCCACCUUUUGCAGAUGUGAUAGCAGGGGUUAUGUUCACUGCGAGGGACCGUCCAAGGUAUGCAUGGACAAUUGCAUUUGCCAGUGUGAGUCCAAGCGUGCUGCUAGGGAGGUCAAUAAUCUCGACGCCCUUGCUGCGUAA